This is a messenger RNA of Lodderomyces beijingensis, 1224 nucleotides long. The record is from the annotation of a GenBank genome assembly. Lineage: Eukaryota; Fungi; Ascomycota; Pichiomycetes; Serinales; Debaryomycetaceae.
AUGGCAUCCGUAAUAGUCGUUGACAAUGACUUGAAAGACUCAAUUCAGGAAUAUGCACAAAUUAUAGAUGGAGUCACGGGAACUUCCGAGUUUAGCAAAAGUAUCGACUCCCAUAUACCCAAGACCCUCGACCAACAGCUUUCCAACAAGCCCGAGUUGUUUAACAAGAUUCAAAAAGUGUCGACCGCUGAAAACUUGAGGAAAUUAACCGACAAGGAGUUUGAGCCCACCAUAUAUCUAUUAAUCCACAUAUUAUCGGCGUUGACUUCAACCGACUCAGUCUUGAAUAAUGCGCAAUCUCCCAUCUACCAUUUAAUCCUCACCAUCAACCCAACACAGCCGCUUUCGUUGAGAGAUAGAAAGUCGAUCAAGUCCUCGACCGUGUUGUCGAUACUAAGCACGAUAUUCAACUUGUUGCCCAAGGACUCCAAGGUGAGAAUCUAUGUCGUGCAGGAGAUUUUAAAGGUGAUCAAGACUUCAGGGGUGGAGUUUCUGAGUAUACAGGACAAUGUCGGCUCCAACCUUGUAAACUGGUUGAAUUUGAGCAACGCCCAGGAGUCUGAAAUCAAGUCGAUAUUCUGGGACUUUAUCGCUUUGGACCCUUUAUACUCGCUCACGUCAUUGAAAUUGAUUAAAGACUUCACACAUAGAUACACUGUUGCAGAGCAAGAAUUGGCGAAAUUGAUUGAGUUUGCAUUGCGUUCCAAAGUCGUUGACGUUUCGUUCUUGGUCAAUAACAAUGUCGCUAAAGCAUUACACGCAUCGUCUACGACUGGCUUGUCGCAGUUGUUCUUGAAGUACGUCAAGGGCGAAACGAUUCAAGCUCAAGGCGUUCCCUCGGACUUGCCUCAAGAGUUUAUCCAUCAGAAAUCGAGGAUCUUGAGCUUGGCCAAGUUUUUCGCUGACUCAAAGCAAUCGUCAAGCCACGACGACAUUGUUUUCAGCUACAAGGAGAUUCCCCUUGUAUCAAGCCAUUUGGAGUUUGAGAAGUUGUUAGUUGAAGCCAUCAAAGCGGGUGUUGUCGAAGGGAAAUUGAACCAAAUCGAUGAAACUUUCAGCUUGAGCAGGGUCAAUAGAUUCAUCAUUGCCGGCGACGACGCUGUCAUUGCUCAAGAGUGGGAAAAUGUCAAGGUUGCGUUACAACAGUGGUCACAGUCCAUAAGCAACAUUGAUGAAAUUGUCAGACAAACAAGAGAAAACAUCGUUAAUGGUGGUGCCAAUUAG